This is a messenger RNA of Wickerhamiella sorbophila, 1443 nucleotides long. RefSeq lists its product as hypothetical. Gene Ontology annotation, biological process: transmembrane transport. The coding region runs from base 1 to 1443 and encodes 480 amino acids. The record is from RefSeq and is a predicted model, not a curated record. NCBI's taxonomy places the organism in Eukaryota, Fungi, Ascomycota, Dipodascomycetes, Dipodascales, Trichomonascaceae. Gene Ontology annotation, molecular function: transmembrane transporter activity. The transcript has a single exon. Gene Ontology annotation, cellular component: membrane.
AUGUCCAGUCUUCAGCUUGAUGAGGAGAUGCUGGAAUCCCAGCGGGAUCGAAUUCUGUUCAGCCCAGAUCCCGAAUUGGAGCCUUUGACUCCCGGCCUUUCGAAGCACAAACACCCCCGCAGAGUCUUCGGGUAUAUUCCAUUGAUGAUUUUAUACAUUAUAUCUAUCGUCAUGACUGCCACAGCGACUCUAGAUGUGAUAUACUAUCUUGUUUGCUUCUCAGAAGGUGUCGAAACUGCUCAUUGCUUGACCAGCGAGGUGGUGGGAGAGAAGGUCGCUUCGUACAUGAGUUACAGCUCGAUCCUAUGCGGGACAGUCAGGGUAUUUGUGGGCACAAUUAUGUCGCGCUGGUCCGAUAGAAUUGGCCGCAAGCCGGUGCUUAUUCUCUGCUUCUCGGUAUCUGUGGUUGCCAAGAGCCUGGAGUAUUUCAUGGUGUUUGGCAAAGCGGAGCCGGUUUAUUACAUGUGGCUCUUGCUGCCCUCCAUUAUCGCUGAACUAGGUGGCUCUGUGAGCUACAUGUCCGCCGCCUCUGUGUCGUACGUAUCUGACUUGGUCGAGGACAGUGUGAAUCGAACAAAACUGGUCGCCAUGCUGGAGGGGUCUUUCUUUGCUGCUCUGGCAUUCUCGCCUACGCUGGGCUCCAUUGUACUGCGCAAUGUCGGCUUGCAGAACCUUUACUUUGUUUCGCUUUGCUUGUCGGUGUUGGUGGUAAUUCUGGUCGCCGCUUUCAUGAAAGAGUCUCUGCACGAGAAACUCCAGACCUCAAAUAAGGCUGUCCAAAAACAGCAGACCGGAACGUUGAAUACCCUCAAGCCAUUGCUGUUCCACAAUGUAAAAGAUCCCCUGGCUCGGCGAAAUGCUCGAAUCUUCCUUGUCUGCUCCCUUCUGGGCACCGAGUUCGCCAUGUCAUUCUUGCCCAUUGUGCUUUUGUACCCCAAGCGACUUUUCCAGUGGUCUGCGGUUGAGAUGGGCUAUCUAAUUACCUCCAUGUCUUCAACGCGUACCCUCAUGUUUGUGGUUGCAUUCCCAUUCCUGUAUACGCAGAUCCGGAAGCUUGUCACUGUCCACCAAGCACAGAUCGACCGUGCAGACGUAAUACUCUUACGACUCAAUAUGAUACUGACGUUUGCUGGAUACUUUUUGAUGGGAAGAUCCACCACCGCCCCGCAUUUCGUCGCUUCGGCAAUUCUCGACGCAUCGUCAAGCAUUGGUGGGCCGGCCCUCAAGGGCGGGUUCUUGAAGCACGUUCCCCAAGGACAGUUUGGUACGUUCAUGGGAGCCUACCAGCUAUUGACCAAUAUGUUCCUGGUGGUCACCCCGUCCUUGUUUUUACAAAUCUACCACUGGGCAUAUGAGCGCCGCCCAAGCCUGCCGUUUGAACUGGUAUCGCUGCUGUUUUUGGGCCUGCUCGCGAUCUCAUUCCUUCUUAAGCCUGUCCGGUAA